This is a messenger RNA of Epinephelus moara (kelp grouper), 4686 nucleotides long. Its product is annotated as cytolytic toxin-alpha-like. The transcript is spliced from 3 exons. NCBI's taxonomy places the organism in Eukaryota, Metazoa, Chordata, Actinopteri, Perciformes, Serranidae. Bases 66 to 1868 code for a protein of 600 amino acids. The record is from RefSeq and is a predicted model, not a curated record. Gene Ontology annotation, molecular function: GTP binding; protein binding.
GUCAGCUGAAGCAGCACUCGUCCUCUCCUCCUGAUCAGAGACAAACUGAACGUUUGUGCUGAGUGAUGGACAAGGCGAUGGAGAUGGCGGCCCUCGGCCGUCCUUUCAGCCUUGGGAUGCUGUAUGACUGCCGCCAUGAAAAAUUAAUCCCUGGCCUGACAUUGUGGGACCAUGACAGUCUGGUAAAAGGCAUACGAGAAAGACCUCAACAUUACAAUACUUUUGACAUUACAGCAUCAGAAUCAAUUGAGGGCAAAUCUUCAGCUCUAAAUGUAGAAGCAUCCCUGAAGGCAAGUUUCUGUAGUGGACUGGUAGAGGUUGCAGGAUCAGCCAAAUACCUGCGUGAUAAUAAGACAUCCAAAAAUCAAGCCAGAGUGACACUCAAAUAUGAAGUUACCACAAGGUUCCAGCAACUAUCAAUGGAUCAUCUUGGAAAAAGCAAUUUGAAGUAUCUAGAUGUUAUUGGUCAAGGAGGAGCAACACAUGCGGUCACAGCUAUUCUUUAUGGGGCACAAGCCUUUUUUGUCUUUGACCGAGAGGUGUCCAGUGAUGAAAAUCUGAGAGACAUUCAAGGCCACCUGAAGGUGAUGGUCAAGAAGAUUCCCAGUGUUCAGAUAGAUGCUGAAGGUUGCGUGAAAAUAGAAGACAAAGACUUCAAAAAAGUUGAGGAAUUCUCCUGCAAAUUCCACGGAGACUUUUUACUUGAAAAAACUCCUUCAACCUCUCAGGAUGCCAUACAAGUCUACCACAGUCUGCCAAAAUUACUGGGAGCCAACAGAGAAAAUGUUGUACCAGUGAAGGUCUGGCUGUUGCCACUGACGAGUUUAGAUCCUUCUGCUGCUAAACUCAUGCGUGAGAUAAGUGCUGUGUCUGUAGAAGAAGUCCAGGCUGUCCUGGAGGACUUCAGUGAGCUGGAAAUGAGGUGCAAUGAUAUACUGACAACCACAGCACAGCAGUUCUCACAGAUUGGCAAAAAGAUUAAAACCUUUAAAGAAGUGUGCUCUGGGUACAAGGUUGGAUUUCAGCGAAAGUUGGCCAAGAUGCUUCCAUCAAUCCGAGGAGGAGAAGAGAAAGAGGCUGUCCUCACAGAGAUCCUGAAGAAGAGACAUUCUUCUCCUUUCAACAGCAAAGACCUGAACGAGUGGAUUGACGAUAAAGAGAGAGAAAUCUACACAUUAAUGUCUUUCACCAACAUGAUGAAAAACACCAAGAUCGUUCCAUCUCAAAAUCACCUGUACAAAGAAACUCACAGUGCAGAGUAUGCAGCGUGUUUUGUUUUCACCUCACUGGAAUAUGCCGAACCCUUCCUCUCAGCUUUAUCAAACCACUUGAGACAAACACCCAAACUAGAAGAUACUAAAGAUCCACAUACUGAUGAUGUAGAGAGAGAACAAUGGUACACCUCAAAAGAACUAUCAGAUGAAAUAAGGCAUAAAGCAAAGCUCUUCAGUGACUUUGCAGAGGCCAACAAGGAGAACAAGAACAUUAAGUUCUUGACAGCUGGUUCAACAAAUGAGACACGGAAAGGUUCAAGCAUCUACCUUUAUAAAGACGGCUUUUCAGUCAGUGAGAACUUUGAGCCGCCUUCAAAGCCUGAAACAGUGACAGUCACUCAAACAAACCACAAGAGUGUGACACUGAAGAUUUCUCCACCAAAGUUUGGAGCAGAGAACAUCACCUCCUACUCUGUUGAGUACUGUGUCAGUGGAGGCGAUGGAUGGAAACAGAAGACAGCAUCAGAAGCUGAAGAAGUCACAGUGAGUGAUCUGAGUCCUAACACAGAGUACAUGUUCAGGUGCAGAGCAGUGACCUCAGCAGGUGUUGGACCAGCCAAUGAAGUCAGCAUAAAGACCACCAGUCUCGCCUGAGUAAGAGUUUUUGAUGUAAAGACAACUGGAUACAACAUCAUGGCAAGAACACGCUUUUCAUGAGUUUUACUUAAGUUUUACUUAAACCAUUAAAAUAUUUACCUUAGCUGUUAGGAGUAGAUGCUGUAGGGCAAACCAAUUAAAUAUUUUGUAAAUGAAUGUUCAAUUUAAACAUCUCUGUCAUUAUACUGGAACAAAAUGAAAUCCAAGAAUCACUUGGUCUCAUUCAUGAAAUGUUAGUAAAUCUGUGAGUAGAUCUGCACAUACAAAAAGUAUGUACACAAAAAACUGCAACAGCUACAGGAGGCUCCGCCCACUCACAUUGCUUGCAUCAUCAGAGAGACCCCUCUGUCAGGGGAGAUCGCGACAUGCCUCGACUGAAGCAGUCAACAGCAAACUCAGAAGGUACGGUGAGGUACGUGGUAUAUUAAGUGUUAAAUCGCGGUACAUUCUGACAGCCAUCACUGACUGCUGAGUGAUCGGUCAGUAACGUGGGUCUCACAGUCUCACCACUCAAACAGAAGAUACAUCAGUGGAGUUCUCGCUCCUGAUUGAAUCAAGUGGGAACGGGAUGAAAAAACCACAUGUUUUAAAUCAAUUUAAAUAACCCAUUCACAUUUUAAGAAACCUAAUCUGAGAGCCCGGUCUCACUUCGAAGUCGUCAAAUCUGGUGCUUGGGCAGUGAAAUGCAGCUUCAGAAACCAACGAAAAAGGUAUCCUUUAACGUCUGCAUGAUACGCAAGUAGUUGCCGUUAUAGUUUAAUGGCGCCUGGCGGCAUCAGGGGGAAAACGCAGCAGGACAAGGACAAAAGUUAAGGUUGUGAAAGUCUGAAUGGGGUGGGCAGAAGGGUCGGUGGAUGGGUCCAACAAACACUGACUUUGACCCAAGAGAGAAGUGUUCACGUCCGGUAAGAUUCAAAAGUCAAACACUGCUCUCUUUUACUAAACCAACCACGUGUUUUUGUUGUUGAAGGGAAAAAAAAACAUCAUUUCGCUGUGAUGUACCGAUGUAGUGCUUUUAUUUUGAAAGAGACUGUAUGUAAACUUUAAAUUUCCUGUGAAAACAGGAGUGUAUGUCAGGUUCUUGUUCACCAGUGAGGGUAGAAUGGAGUGUGAGAUGGAUCGACGGUUUGGUGCGGCUUCUGCAGUGAUGCGGGCGCUGCACCAGUCCAUCGUGGUGAAGAGGGAGCUGAGCUGAAAGGCAAAGCUUUCGAUUUCCUGGUCCAUCUCCGUCCCAACCCUCACCUAUGGUCAUGAGCUCUGGGUAGUGACCGAAAGAAUGAGAUCGCGGAUACAAGGGGUGGAAAUGACUUUCCUCUGUAGGGUGUCGGGGCUCAGCCUUAGAGAUAGGGGGAGGAGUCAGACAUCUGGAGGGAGCUCGGAGUAGAGCCGCUGCUCCUUUGCGUCGAAAGGGGUCAGUUCAGGUGGCUCGGGCAUCUGAUCAGGAUCCUCCUGGGCGCGUCCCGCUGGAGGUGUUUCGGGCAAGUCCCACUGGUAGGAGGCCCCGGGGCAGACCCAGAACACACUGGAGGGAUUACAUAUCUCAUCUGGCCUGGGAACGUGUCGGGGUCCUCCAGGGGAGCUUGAACGUGUUGCUGGGGAGAGGGAUGUCUGGGGUGCUUUGCUCAGCCUGCUGCCCCCACGACCCGGCCUCAGAUAAGUGGAUGAAAAUGGAUGGAUGGAUCUUGAAAGAAGACAAUGCAUGUAACACGCCCAGGACAUCAGCAACCAGCGUACCCAGGGUACCUUGCACGUCGUUUGUGGAUGCGUAAAAUCCAUGACCAAAAUGUCAAUAGGUGACGAGGUCAUUGUGAGAAUGUGUUGAAUCUGAAGGUUAAAUCUGCUAAAUGCCAACUCAUGUAGCUAAAUGUACUAUAUUUCCAGUCUCCUGUCAUGUUUAACUGACGCGUUUCAAAGGUGUCUUUGUGUUGUGAACGAAUUUGUGUGAACACUUUACACACAAAUUCGUUCUGCUCACGUUUCAUGAAUGAGACCCACUUUGCUGUAUUUGCUGUUGGAAAUCAGAAGUGCAUAAACAUAAUAUGUAGGUCAACAUCAAUGAUCGCUGUUACAAUCCACAGUUUUGAUUCACAUGUUGUUUAAUUCACAUGUUGUAUCUUGUUUAUUGAACAUGUGUAGCAAAAGAAAUGUAAACUGUGGUGUUCGCUGCAUUUCUUAAAUCCUGAACUCAUAGUGGGUUUGUUGGUUUGAGGUCUGCCCAAACUCUACUGUCAACUAAACACAACAAACAACAGGAUGGACUGGUGACGACCUUUUUAGCUGAUGACACACAGCUGGGAUUUUUCUUUUGAUGGGGCUCAGCGAGGAGUUUCCCCUGCUUCCUGUCUUUGUGCUAAACAAGGCUAAACAUGUCUGUUGAUAUCAUGCUGAGAGCCAAACCUCAGUCCACCGACAUUAUGAGGACCCGCCUCGGUUCUGGGGACUGAACAAGCUUUACAAUCUAGGGUUUAUACUAAAAGCUAAAAAUUCAAGUCUAUUAUUUUUGAACAAAUUGAAACUGCAUGAUCAUUUUAGAUUUGUUGUCAUUAAUCAGUUAAAUAGUGUAGACAGCUGUGUGUAUGUGUAAUCUCCUGUGUCUUGUAAUUGUCUGAAACCUCUUCAAUGUGUAUUAUAUAAUUUCUUCAGAUGUGUUCACGUAGAAAAUGUGUCUCCCUAAAAUGACACGUUGACUUUGGUUAGCUAAAGUAAAUGUUGCUUUGUGCUAAAGAGACACUUGAGCAUCAUUUUUGAAGAAAUACCUUUGUUUUACCUGUUACGUGUGAAUUUUUUUGCUAUUGUUUCCACUCUUAUGGACCAC